AUGCCCGACUCAGCGGCGAAUUCAAAUGCCCCGAGCGACCCGUCUCAGACGCCCGCUCCUCCGCAAUCUUCUGCCCCUCCUACGAACCACCAUGCCUCAGCUAUCGCGGAUGCCGAUACCCUCCCGCCAGCAUUGACGCCUGCAACGACUACCAGGCAGUCGGUGGCUUCAGGUGUCUCUUCGACACUGUGGGAGAGUAACAUUACGCCCACAUUCAACGCACAGCCUAUUCUGUCCGACAGCUCUGUCCCAGCUAUCCUCACCCACACACCUUCCCUCGAUGCACAAGUAGGCCCGUCUAACCUGACGGCCAGUGUAGGCUCAGUGCCUAGUGCUACUACGACAUUGACGAACACGCUCCCACCAACACAGUCUGCCGCCCUCCGCGCCCUCAAUGCCCCCGCAUUCCACUCGUCGCCCGCGAAAAGCAAGUCUGCGAAGUCAACGUUUAGUCGAACGACUGUGACGAGCCAACCGGUCGUAGUACGCACAUACUCCGCGUCACGCCACGCUUCACGCCCAGGCUCUGGGUUCAAUACACCACGGUCUUUCGCUAUGAAUGGACAUUCCAACGCCUCUGCUCUGUCGGCAGGCCUGGCAGGCAGGAGCGAGCAACUGCCUUCUAUAGACGACUUUUCCUUCUCUGCCAUUCUUCGUGCUGUAGACCCAGAGAUUAGGGACGCCGUCGACGCCAUUGCCGAGAUCUGUGCGCGGAGUAGAAUGAGUCUGGCGGAUGAGUACGAUGCGCACUUGCCCCCACAGGGCGAGAUUACUGGCGCCGGGCCUGGAUGGGCUACGAGCACAGGAGCUUUGGCUGGACGAGGUCGGUUGUCGAGAGUUGGUCAGGGAUGGACAGCGGCAGACAACACGCUAAUGGCUGUGCCUGAAGCAAGCAGCUCGAGCGAAAGGCUAGCACAAGAAAGCAAGAUCAGCAGCAGCAAAAAGAGGAGCCAGUCUGCGUAUGGCAGCUUGAAGAGUGUAAUCAGUGGUGGUAGUGGGAAGAGGAAAGCCAUCGAUGGCGAUACAUUCCGUGAUCAAGAAGUUGGCAGCUCAAAGCAGGUGGAGGCACAGAAACAACAAGGGCCUGCGUGGACCGUCCAUGCUCCAUCAUCAACUCAUCCGUCCAUCACGCUAGUCACAUUACCAACUGCUUCGAAACAGCUUUCCCUAGCAACGUCGACGGCUCUAGGGGACGUCUCAGAAGAAGCUGUAGAAGGAUCAAGUACUCGGCCUCACACAGCGUUACCACAAAACCCAUAUGCCCAUCGUCGAGGUGUUUCAACCUUGAGCCUCCCAGCUUCAAGAACACGAUCCAUAACUUUAUCCUCCAUAGCCUCCUGGCUACCUUGGCCCCGGCCCACAGAUCUCAGUUCAAGUAAUCAGCAAGAACUGACAAAAGCGGAAGCUCGCUUAAGAGAAAUGCUGAUGUCGUCGCAAGCCUUGGGGAAGGGCAAGGCUACAGUGAGCGUGGUUUGA
This is a messenger RNA of Cucurbitaria berberidis CBS 394.84, 1476 nucleotides long. RefSeq lists its product as uncharacterized. The coding region runs from base 1 to 1476 and encodes 491 amino acids. The transcript has a single exon. The record is from RefSeq and is a predicted model, not a curated record. NCBI's taxonomy places the organism in Eukaryota, Fungi, Ascomycota, Dothideomycetes, Pleosporales, Cucurbitariaceae.